CGAAUCCACCGGUUCGCUGAUCUCCUCCGGUCUAGCAUUGCAUUGCUAAUAGUAGUACUAGUUUCUUCGUCCCCAGCCCAACCCAGCUCCCUUACUUAAAAGCAACCUCCCCACUCUCUCUCUCUCUCAACUGAACGAUUUCUCCUGGGGAAAGCAACAGGGACUUAUCCCCACAAAAUCCAAUCAAAUAUUGCCCAAACCCUGAUAUCACCACUUUCCAAUUUCUAUUCUUUAUUUUAACCUAGUUCCUUUUAUAAUCCGAAAAUGUUACAGAGACCCAGACGCAGGUGUGAGGGCACGGCCAUGGGCGCAAUCGUUCUCGAUCUCCGCCCUGGUCUCGGCGUCGGUCCUUUCUCCCUCGGGAUGCCUAUUUGCGAUGCCUUUGCUCAAAUUGAGCAACAGCCAAACAUCUAUGAUGUUGUUCAUGUCAAGUACUACGACGAGGAGCCUUUAAAACUUGAUAUUGUAAUAAGCUUCCCAGAUCAUGGAUUUCAUCUCAGGUUUGAUCCUUGGUCGCAGAGACUACGCCUCAUUGAGAUUUUUGAUGUCAAACGCCUUCAAAUGCGCUAUGCCACUUCACUGAUAGGUGGACCAUCUACUCUAGCUACUUUUGUUGCUGUCUAUGCUCUAUUUGGGCCAACAUUUCCUGGAAUUUAUGACAAAGGACGAGGCAUAUAUACUUUAUUUUACCCCGGAUUAUCUUUUGCUUUCCCUAUUCCAUCACAAUAUACAGAGUGUUGUCAUGAAAGAGAAGCGGAGCUGCCGUUGGAGUUUCCAGAUGGCACAACUCCUGUGACAUGCCGUGUCUCAAUAUAUGAUAGUUCUACAGACAGUAAGGUUGGUGUGGGAGCCUUGAUGGACAAGGCUUGUGCUCCUCCAUUAGCUGCUGGAAGCCUUUACAUGGAAGCAGUUCAUGUUAAGCUAGGGGAAGAAAUAUGGUUCACUGUUGGAGGACAGCAUAUUCCUUUUGGUGCCUCACCACAGGAUGUAUGGACUGAAUUAGGUCGACCUUGUGGAAUCCAUCAGAAGCAGGUAGAUCAAAUGGUGAUUCACUCUGCUUCAGAUCCUCGGCCACGAACAACUCUCUGUGUGGAUUACUUUUACAAUUACUUCACUCGUGGGUUGGACAUAUUGUUUGAUGGGCAGACCCAUAAGAUUAAGAAGUUUGUCUUGCAUACCAACUAUCCUGGGCAUGCAGAUUUCAAUUCCUACAUGAAGUGCAAUUUUGUUAUCUAUGGUUCCGAUUUUGGUGGGUCUUUUCAUCAAGGUGAGGGCACUGCUAAACGAAUGAUCACACCAAGCACAAAAUGGGAACAAGUUAAGGAGAUCCUGGGGGACUGUGGUCGGGCAGCUAUCCAGACUCAAGGCUCCACAAGCAACCCUUUUGGAUCUACUUUUGUGUAUGGCUACCAGAAUGUUGCCUUUGAGGUCAUGAAGAAUGGUUAUCUUGCAACUGUGACUCUCUUUCAAUCAUGAUGAUAUCUCUGGGUUAUGUACAGUCCCCUUGGCGCUGAAGAUUGAAGAUUGAAUUUACUCUUUAUGACUAUGUUGAUGGCUAAUGCUGAUGUACAGUUUUAUGUCUAAAAUUGUAUAGUUGAUUUGUAAUGUUACCGUAUGUAAAUACCGGACAUGGAUAUCAGAAAAUGUAAAUACUUUAAUAGCUAUGAUGCUUUGCUGAUGGCUCAGCUUAAUUGAAUUA
Messenger RNA from Coffea eugenioides, 1699 nucleotides. Its product is annotated as UPF0183 protein At3g51130. Bases 265 to 1476 code for a protein of 403 amino acids. The record is from RefSeq and is a predicted model, not a curated record. The transcript is spliced from 15 exons. Lineage: Eukaryota; Viridiplantae; Streptophyta; Magnoliopsida; Gentianales; Rubiaceae.